This is a messenger RNA of Neocloeon triangulifer, 580 nucleotides long. RefSeq names its product small ribosomal subunit protein eS12 (gene RpS12). The record is from RefSeq and is a predicted model, not a curated record. NCBI's taxonomy places the organism in Eukaryota, Metazoa, Arthropoda, Insecta, Ephemeroptera, Baetidae. Gene Ontology annotation, biological process: translation. Bases 117 to 530 code for a protein of 137 amino acids. The transcript is spliced from 5 exons. Gene Ontology annotation, cellular component: ribosome; cytosolic small ribosomal subunit. Gene Ontology annotation, molecular function: structural constituent of ribosome.
CCUUGCAUCAUGCCAAGCUUUUGUUACUGAAUUGUUGGUAAACCUGGCUAAGUGGGUUUUCCUAUUCGUCUGACGAAGCUUGAGGAAAAGAGAGCUUCAAAUUCACUAACUUCAUCAUGGCAGAAGUAGCUGAUAUGGUUGAAGGAGGCACUGGCAAUGCCAGCGGCCCCAUGGACAUCAACAAGGCUGUCCAGAAAGUCUUGAUGACCGCCCUGAUCCACGACGGAUUGGCCAGGGGAAUCCACGAAGCUGCGAAGGCUUUGGACAAGCGUCAAGCCCUUCUUUGUGUGCUGGCCGAGAACUGCGACGAGCCUAUGUACAAGAAGCUUGUGCAGGCUUUGUGCAAUGAGCACCAGAUCCCGCUCAUCAAGGUUGAUGACAACAAGAAACUUGGCGAGUGGUCUGGUCUCUGCAAGAUCGACAGCACAGGCAAAGCCCGCAAGGUUGUCGGUUGCUCCUGUGUCGUCGUCAAGGACUGGGGUGAGGAAACACCUGAAUGCGACUUUGUCAAGGAAUAUCUGAAGCAGUGAAUGACGAUGCAUUUCCAUUAAAAGGCAAACUCGUUUUUACUUAAACCUAA